UUUCAUCUCACAGUCUCUCAUCGGCUUAUUCAUGGCAGAAGCUAUCGGCGGCGAACUUGUGAAGGAGCUGGCGAAGCAGCUCUUUGCGGUAUCCAAGAAACCCUACAUGUGCAGAGGCAUAGCUAAGAAACUCGCCACCAUGAUCGAUGAAGUUCAACCCACGAUACAGGAGAUCAUGGAUAGCGGCGUCGAUCUGAGCCACCAUCGCCAGGCUCAACUGCGUAUGUUAUUCGACAACCUAGAGAAGUGCAGGAUGCUUACCGAAAAGGUUCUGAGAUGUAAACGCUGGAACGUGGUUCGACAGAUUAAGGACGUUAAGAAAAUGGAGGAUCUCGACAAAAAAAUCUCUAGUUUUCUUAGAGGAACACUGUUGAUCCACGUUCUCUGUGACGUUCAUCAUCUCCGGGGGGCUGUUGAUCGACUGAACGAGAGCGUCGAUAGGCCUGUGCAGGUGACACAUGUACUCGAUGACUGCGUUCGUCAUCUCCGGCAUACUUCUCAAGUGAGAUUAAUUGAUCGGAUUGAUAGGAGUGUAGAUUGCGGUUUAGGAUUGGAUUUGGGCAAGGGGAAGGUGAAGGAGAUGUUGUUUAAUUUGAAGGAUGAGGAAAGACUUAUUGGGAUCUCAGGGAUGAGUGGUUCAGGGAAAACCACUCUUGCCAAAGAGCUUGCGCGGGACGAAGAAGUUCGAGUUCCCAUCUCUGCUCCUCCAUCCGAAUCCUUCCCGAGAGCCUCUUCCACUCUCUGCAUUAUAUCAGCUCAUGAGGCUGGUGUUGGUGCCACUAUUCCGGAAUCGAUUGGUCAAACACAGAAGCUACUGAUUCUUGAUGAUGUUUGGACAAAGGAAUCUCUGGACCAGCUCAUGUCCAAAAAUACUCAUGGAUCCACAACUCUUGUGGUCUCACGGUCUAAACUCGCAGAUCCUAGAACCACCUAUGAUGUAGAGUUACUCAAUGAACAUGACGCAAUGUCUCUAUUCUGUCUCUCUGCUUUCAACCAGAAAAUAGUCCCUUCCGGGUUCAGCAGAAGUUUGGUCAAACAGGUUGUUCAUGAGUGUAAAGGUCUACCUUUGGCUCUGAAAGUCAUUGGCGCUUCAUUAAAAGACCGACCUGAAAAAUAUUGGCAAGGUGCACUGAACAGGUUAUCAAGAGGUGAACCGGCUGAUGAACACCAUGAGAGUAGAGUGUUUUCUCAUAUGGAAGCAACUCUGGAAAUUCUCGAUCCAAAAACCAGAGAGUGUUUCUUGGAUCUUGGUGCUUUCCCUGAAGACAAAAAAAUCCCUCUUGAUGUUAUCAUCAACAUGUGGGUUGAACUACAUGAUCUCGACGAGGAAACUGCUUUUUCCAUUCUUUUGGAUUUAUCAGACAAGAAUCUCCUUACUCUCGUGAAAGAUCCAAGGUUCGGCGCUUUGUACACUGGCUACUAUGAUACAUUUGUGAUGCAGCACGAUGUUCUAAGAGACCUAGCACUAAGUCUUAGCUAUCGUGGGAAAAUAAAUAGAAGAAAGCGGUUAUCAAUGCCGAAAAGAGAGUUGUUUCUUCCCAGAGAAUGGGAGAGGAGCAAUGAUGAACCAUACAAUGCACGGGUAGUUUCCAUUCAGACAGGCGAAAUGAAUGAAAUGGACUGGAUUGACAUGGAAUUCCCCAAGGCAGAAGUUCUAAUAUUAAACUUCUCCUCAGACAACUACGUAUUGCCACCUUUUAUUGCAAAGAUGGGCAAGCUUAGGGCGCUCUUAGUUAUCAACAACGGUAUGUUUCAUGUCCGUCUAGAAGACUUCUCCAGUUUCACUAAUCUGUCCAAACUGCGGAGUCUCUGGCUCGAGAUGGUUUACGUCCCCCGCAGUACGAUCCCACUGAAGAACCUCCAAAAGCUGUCCCUGAUCUUCUGCAGGAUCAACACUGGCGUUGAUCAGACAACACUGGACAUGAACCUAAUCUUCCCAAACUUGUCUGAUCUCACAAUAGAUCAUUGUGAUGAUCUGGUUGAACUACCUUCGACCAUCUCUGGGAUCACCUCUCUCAACUCCAUCAGCAUAACAAAUUGUCCCUAUGUCGGUGAAUUGCCUAAGAAUCUGAGUAAGCUAAUGGCCCUUGAACUUCUAAGGCUAUACGCUUGCCCGGAGCUGAAGUCUCUGCCUGAAGAACUCUGUGAGCUGCCGAGUCUGAAAUACCUUGACAUCUCUCAAUGUGCCAGCCUUAGUUUUCUUCCCGAAGAGGUAGGAAAGUUGAGCACGCUUGAGAAAAUUGACAUGAGAGCAUGUCCAUUACUGAGGCUACCGAGCUCUGUGGUUUCAUUGAGUUCUCUAUGCCAUGUCAUUUGCGACAAGGAGAAUUUGUGUAUGUGGGAAAAGAUUGAGAAAGCAGUUCCAGGACUUCUUGUUGAAGCCGCAGAAAAUUGUCUGGAUUGACUCAAUGGGUUGGUGCUUGAUCUCCUAAUAACAUGUUGUAUAAAUAAUUCAAUGCUGA
Molecule: messenger RNA, 2462 nt
Organism: Arabidopsis arenosa
Lineage: Eukaryota; Viridiplantae; Streptophyta; Magnoliopsida; Brassicales; Brassicaceae
Source: the annotation of a GenBank genome assembly